AUGGCUACCGACGGGUGGACUGUCCACAACCAACAGGGAUCCCUUAUCAUACAGGCUAACACACGCACUCACCGGUUGGUUGCAGAUUUUGACCAGACCUACCUGGACCUCCUUCCUGAAUUGGAAGCAGGAACACUGAUGUUUGUGGAAGGCAGCAACCCACCACGCAUGCCCAAUUGCUGGAGAACACUCAGUAAAGGCUGUCGAGUGGUUUCCCUUCCUUUGAUGGUGUGGGCAGACAAUGUCUCUGGUAACCUCUUGAAGAAGUUCAACAAGCACCACAUCAUUAUGGAAAUGAUCAAGUGA
Molecule: messenger RNA, 306 nt
Organism: Dacryopinax primogenitus
Lineage: Eukaryota; Fungi; Basidiomycota; Dacrymycetes; Dacrymycetales; Dacrymycetaceae
Exons: 3
Coding region: 1-306 (101 amino acids)
Source: RefSeq, a predicted model, not a curated record